CUCAGCCAAUGGGAGGCCAGGAAGUUAUUACCGUGUCAGUGGGUGUGAUCCCGUAGAAGGAAGCGUUGCCGAACAAUAUAUCAAAGUUUUAAGGAUGGCAGACAAGACCGUGGAUGGUGGGCCAUGGACAGGAUGUGCGGUUAUGUUUCUGCAGUCGCUCUGUCCUGGUGUGAACCUGCUCUCUCUCUACAAAGACCGAGAACAGGGAAAGUUCAUCGUUUUUAAAGUCAUCAAGCUGACACUUACAGAUUCUGCAGGAGGUCUGGGUGGUUAUGAGAUACUUAAGGUCCAUGACGCUGAUCCCUUUCUGGGGGUGGAGGUGAAGUUUGAGGAUGUGGCAGCAUGUCAGCAGUUCCUUGAGAGCUACAGCUCUGGAGCGGUGCGUCAGUCCCUCUCGCAACACGCAUGCCGGCUUCUUGCACUCCCCCAAGAGUUCACAGUGGAAACUCAGCUCAAGGCCAGCACUCACAUCCUGGAUCUCUAUCUGGACAAGCUGGAGCUUUGCCUGCAGCACAUCCACCUGUCACAGCCGGAGCGCCUGCGCGAUGAGGAGAUUGAUCAUCUGGAGCAGCAGCUGCAGACUCAGGCCCUCCGCCCAGCCCCACAGUCGACCCCUGUCCCACAGGAAGAGUCUCCCGUCCCCAGCAACUGCUUCAAAUUUCAGAAUAAAGUCUUUGAGGACCGAAUGCUGACGGCGACAGAUGUUCAGAGCUUUUCUAACGGAGUGGGCCGUCAGUGGAAGCAUGUAGGGAGGGCCUUGGGGAAGGGCUGCCGGGCUUUGAAGGGUCCGGCCAUAGACAACCUGGCCUACGAGUAUGAGAGAGAAGGCCUGUAUGAGCAAGCCUAUCAGCUGCUCAGCCGCUUCAUCCAGGCGGAGGGCAGAGCGGCCAAGCUGAGCCGGCUGGUCAAAGCACUGGAGGACUGCAAACUCACCGGCCUGGCUGAAAAUAUUCUGGACAUACAGCCACGAGAGUAACUCUGUGUGCUUUUGUUUCGUGUGUACGCAUCGUGAAAACUGAGGAGCAGUUGACUCUGUCCUGCCUGCUUUUACAGUAUGUUUAUUGAUUGACUGACACUGUCAUUCAAAAUCAUUCCUGUGUGUGUGUGUGUGUGUGUGUGUGUGUGUGUGUGUGUGUGUGUGUGUGUGUGUGUGUGUGUGAGAGAGACACGUGUUUCAGACAGGUCAUGUGAACACAUGCUAAGAAUUGAUUCAUAUCUUGAUUUGCUUUUUAGUUUUGUUGUUUUCAUUUAGAGGAAAUGAUCUGUCAUCACUGUUUAAAAGAUAUACUGUAUUGAGUUUAAUGCACUGUUUAAACCUCUUUCGUUUGUGCUUUAUAAGUCAAUUUACAGAUGAAGCCUUCCACAACUGAAGGUUAUUGUUUUUUUUUUUUCUACAAAAUGGGUGCAAACAAAUUAAAUGGUUGUAAAAAACAAAAAAGUCUUUUAUGUUU
Sander lucioperca (pikeperch) is the source of this 1451-nucleotide messenger RNA. It is a transcript of the gene tradd, whose product is annotated as tnfrsf1a-associated via death domain. NCBI's taxonomy places the organism in Eukaryota, Metazoa, Chordata, Actinopteri, Perciformes, Percidae. The record is from RefSeq and is a predicted model, not a curated record. Gene Ontology annotation, cellular component: tumor necrosis factor receptor superfamily complex. Gene Ontology annotation, molecular function: transmembrane receptor protein tyrosine kinase adaptor activity. Gene Ontology annotation, biological process: extrinsic apoptotic signaling pathway; positive regulation of canonical NF-kappaB signal transduction. Bases 95 to 976 code for a protein of 293 amino acids. The transcript has 5 exons.